CAAACUUUAAUCGAUCGUAUCAGCUGAACAUCAACGCCGCCGAUUGCUGCCGCAGCUCCGGCCAUCUUUUCAUCGUCAUUCAUUCUUUCUUCUUUUUCGCCGUCGACAUUUCCUUUCCAUCUGCACUUUACACCACUAGGGAAAAUGGAAGAAGAAGAAGAUGAAACCUUAUAUAUUGGUGAUGAAAUUUAUGAGGGACUAGUUGUUUCAUACACUAGAUUGAUAUAGUUUAGAGGAAAUUUUAAGAUAUAGAUUGUUACUGCAAUUCUACCACUGAUUCUAGUUUUUAGAAUCAUUCCAAGCGUGCUUUCGAGGGUGAAGAAGACGAUGAUUUUCCUUCCCGAACUGCUUCUCUUAACGCUGAUGAACUCGACAUCUCGAAACUUGAUUUGCCUUCACAACUUGUUAGUUCGCUCCGUGAGAGGGGGAUUACGCAACUUUUUCCUAUUCAGAAAGCGGUGUUAGUGCCUGCACUUCAAGGUAGAGAUAUCAUUGCUCGUGCAAAGACUGGAACGGGGAAGACACUGGCUUUUGGAAUUCCUAUUAUCAAUGGCCUCGAUAAUGGCGAGGAUUCAGAUAGUUACAGUAACAGAUCUGGGACAUGAGCUCCCAUCUCAAUGCUCUAGCAGAGACAGAAACUGAAGGUGUCCAAGGAGUUGAUGUAGUUCAGUCUCCACUUCAAAAAUUUAAGCACAAAACUGAAGGCUAUGCUAUAGACUGGAGUCCUCUUGUUCCAGGAAGGCUUAUAUCUGGGGAUUGCAAUAAUAGUAUUUAUCUUUGGGAGCCUACGUCUGCUGCAACAUGGAAUAUUGACACAACUGCUUUUACUGGACAUACUGGCAGUGUUGAAGAUCUGCAAUGGAGCCCUACAGAACCUAAUGUUUUUGCUUCUUGUUCUGUGGAUAAAACCAUUGCAAUAUGGGAUACUCGUGGGAGGUCACCAGCUGCGUCUUUUAAAGCACAUAAUGCUGAUGUGAAUGUAUUGUCAUGGAACAGGUUGGCCAGUUGUAUGUUGGCGUCUGGUAGUGAUGAUGGAACCAUAUCUAUUCGUGAUCUCAGAUUGCUUAAGGAAGAGUUAAAGAAGCAUAUGGUAGAGGAGGAAGGCAGCUCACAUGAUUCUCAAGCCACCAAAGAUUCUACAAGCUGGAAGAAUGAUGCUUAUUCAAAGGUUAAAGGACCUGAAAAGAGAGGACGAGUGCGUUGUCUGGGCAAGCUUCCCCGGCAUGCCAGUUCUAGCUCCAAUGCAGAUAAUAGAGUUGCAACAUUAGAGAAUUUGCUUGGAAAUCUAGUUUCUGUUCUUCAAAUGCGGUUUUCUGAAGAUCCACAAGUUAACGAGGUCUUAUGAGCUAUAGCUGAAGAGGUUUGAUUUUGUGUCACCUAUUGACCACAAUUUAGAUUCAAAUAUAUGAAAGUGAAGAUACAAGACCAUUCAAAAUUGUAGAUACAUGAAAGCUGGUGCUUCUGUUGAGUCCUCUUGAAUAUUUUACUUGGUCAUUGAUUAGAUUCAUACAAAAUAGUGGUCUUUCUAGUUAUACUUAUUCAAACAAAAAAUAAGAAAAUGUAGUUGAAAUUCUUUGUUACUAUAUUGAAAUAUUUGAAUUUAAUUGAAAUUGAUAUAAUAGUUUAAUUUUAAUAUUAA
Messenger RNA from Vicia villosa (hairy vetch), 1639 nucleotides. Its product is annotated as protein HEAT STRESS TOLERANT DWD 1-like. Gene Ontology annotation, molecular function: protein binding. Bases 602 to 1345 code for a protein of 247 amino acids. Lineage: Eukaryota; Viridiplantae; Streptophyta; Magnoliopsida; Fabales; Fabaceae. The record is from RefSeq and is a predicted model, not a curated record. The transcript has 9 exons.